This is a messenger RNA of Schistosoma haematobium, 3274 nucleotides long. It is a transcript of the gene AQP1, whose product is annotated as aquaporin-like protein. Lineage: Eukaryota; Metazoa; Platyhelminthes; Trematoda; Strigeidida; Schistosomatidae. Gene Ontology annotation, molecular function: water channel activity. The transcript has 5 exons. The record is from RefSeq and is a predicted model, not a curated record. Gene Ontology annotation, cellular component: plasma membrane. Gene Ontology annotation, biological process: transmembrane transport. The coding region runs from base 864 to 1727 and encodes 287 amino acids.
AUCCGUUAGUUAUUUCCAUUUUGUUCUGAUAUCAUAUGAAGUGCCUCUUGAUAAUCAUUUCAUCUGAAUUUGGAAAUUAGCUAAAGUAUGUUUGGAUUCAGUCAAUAAAAGACGAUAAAUUUGCGUGUAACUUGGAUAUGAAAAAGUAAGAAUAGUAAAUUAGACAAGAAAGAAAGAAAUCGGUAUUGAAAUGGUAAAGAAAGUAAUCGUAUAAACUGUAUCCGCAUAUGCAGAUCUAGGUUAAUCUAGAGUAUCUCACAGGCAUUUAUCAUAGUUCUCCACUGUUCUCAAAUAAACCAUACUUCAUUUGAACACGUCAAGGAAUUUUAUUACGAUAUAGUUUAUCAAAUAAUAAUAUUUAAUAAUCAUUACAAGAACCAAAGUAUGUACAUGAUGAUUUUCGAAGGAACUGCUAUAUGUUGUUUCAAAACAUAAAUGUCAUAAUUGGCUAGUCAUGUUCGUCAUUACAGAGAAAAUCUAUAAACAUAGUGGCUAAUAUUCAUAUGUUCAAUUGGUUUAUUCAUUUCUUUUUCUUACUCAUGAUAAUAAACAAUUGCAUGUUAAUUUCCACUUUAACCAAUAGCUGAUCAUCUUUUACUGUAAGUUUACUGUAGUUUAAAUACUACUUUCAAUAUUUAAUCUCCACCCAUAUAUAAUCAAAUACAGUCAAUCUAUUUAAUUUGAUUUGAUUCAUUUACGAGUUAAUUUAAAAUAAACAUACCUAUAAACACCAAUAAAUGUACUUAACUCUAUGCAUUAACUAUAGUAAUAACAUUAUAUUAUUUUAAUUACAUAAUUCUUAUCAGUUAUUAAGAACAUUUCAUCAACAUAUACUUUGUAAUUGUCAUAUUGAAAGAUACGGAAUGACAAAUGAUAAUAAUCCUUCAAAUUGUGUAAACAAUUCACCAAUAUCUAUUAAACCAUCAAUGGAUAGAUUGCCAAAAUGUUCUAUAACAGAUUUUUAUUACUUGUUGCGUUUAUUUAUAUCUGAAUUAAUUGGUACUGGGACAUUAUGUUUUGUUGCUGUAUUAUAUAGUUUUCCACCAACUACCAAUCCAGUAUCUGAUUGUAUUAUUGUAUUUUUUACAUUUUCUUGGAUUGUAUGGAUAUUUGGACCGAUAAGUGGAGCACAAAUUAAUCCAAUAGUAACUAUUGCAUUCUUUAUUACAAGAAAAAUAACAAUAAUCCAUACUAUCCUAUUUAUAAUAUCACAAUUAGUUGGUGCAAUUUUAGGCGCAUUUAUAGCUAGAAGUUUAUUGCCUAAUGAUUUAUCACAAUUAAAUAAAAUUGGUUUAGUUAUGAAAAAUCCAUUAAUAUCACAAGGUAACGCUGUUGGAUUUGAACUUUUUGGUGGAUUUGCAAUUGUAUUAGCUAUUCUAGCUACAACUGAUGAAUUUCGUCCAAAUAUAUGGACAGCUGGAUUAUUUACUAGUUUACCAUUUCAAAUGGGAGUUGUUCAUGCCUUAUUAGUUGGAAUAUUAGCUAGAUAUUCUGGAGCUGGUUUAAAUCCUGCACGGUGUUUGGGUACAGCUGUCGUUGCAAACGACUUCACUGACUUGUGGGUAUAUCUUGUUGGUCCAUUAUGUGGUUCCUUAAUUGCUGUAAUUCUUUAUGAAGUAGUCUUGUCGCAUGGUGUUUCUUUACAUCGACUAAAAGCUUGGUUGACCAGUCCAAAUUUCGAUCGCAAUGUGGAUUAUACUUCUAGAAAUGAAGUAUUUAGUGAUUAAGAAAGAAUGUAAAAUCCUAUUGUCCACUGAUCAACCAAAAAGAUAUUUGUACAUAAUAAUCGAAACGAUUGUCAUGUAAACACUCACAAACUAAACAAAGUAGUUAUAUUUUACCUUUACCGUUGUCACACAUGCACAGAUAUUAGUUGAUUUCAAAUAAAAGAGAUAAAUAAACGAAAAUACUGUCAUUUUUCAUCCAUUUUGUUUAUAAAUACUCCAUCGCAUUUUAUUUGCACUCAGUGUUUGUUAAAUCGGUUUGUCAAGUGAUAACGUAUUGUUGGUUUCAUUGAAGAAAGUAGGUUUCCGACAUAAGUUACAGAAUCGUUAACUGGUGACAGAAAUAACGAAACCACGGUCCUGAUCUACUUUUGAGUAUUUACAGAUGACAAAUCCUUUACUUCUCUAAUUGCUAAGGCGUAUAACUUUAAAAUUCUCCUUAAUUUAGUAAGACUCCAGUGACUAUUUGCUUGCUUCCAAGUACUGUUAGUUAUUACGUUGGAAUUAUUAAUUUUAACAAUUACGUAUCACGUUAAAUUAUUAUGUAUAAAGCCUUGAUGUAGACCCUAUCUGUAGCAGGGUACUUUACGUGUUAUCUGCCAAAGGUUUUAGCAGCGUAAAUAUAUGAUGCAGAAAAGUCGUAUUGGCCUAUAUAGACUCUUUAUAAUGCCAACGUGAAUAUGUACAUGAUAUUCAUACUAGUCACUGUCAAAUAUUCACUUUUAAACCUAGGUAUGUGCGUAUGUAUCUGUUUGUCUAUAAUCUAAUUAACCACCUGUAUGCUUGCCUUUGUUUAAUGUGUUUUUUUAUGCGAAAGAUAGCUAACACUUGACUUAUUAGAUAACACUGCCUUUGUCUAUUAAUUUUCAUUGUCUGACUGAUUGCACAUGAAUGUCCAAAGUAAAAUUCUCCCAACAAAGUUCAUAUCUCACUUUUCUUACCACUGUUACACAAUAGGGUUAGACUAAGUAUGAUGUAUGGAAUGAAACUGAGAAUUAUAUCUCAUGGCUCACUCAUCAUCUUCGUCAUUAUUGGAGUCAACUGGAGCAAUUUAGUAGCAAAUCUAGUAGAUUGACCAGAAUGAAAGUAGAACCGAGUCAUUAUGCAUUCAUUUAUAGAACUCAUCUAAAAACGUGUGAAAGAAAGCAACAAUAUAUUGUAAAUAUAACAAAAGCACGUUAUAAGUGGACGAACAGGCGUCAAUAAGAACUUCUAAAACAUCCUAGGUAUAAGUUCGGCCAAAAUGUAGUGCUGUGUCAUAAUUAAAACCCAUUCGAAAAUUCGUUGAUGUGAGCCAAUGACUUUAUAGAUGGUGUAACUGUUAUCACAGGAGAUUAUCUUGCCUGUUUGACAUUCUUCUGGAAUCCCCGGUCACUUGAGUUGAAACCUGAGUAUUAACUUUUUUUUUCCAGCGUUCAAUAAGAUCAUGAUAUCUAGCAUUUUCUAGUAUUUUUCCGUUCACUUAGUGGGCUAAUAUUGCAUACGAGAGUGUGAUUUUCACUCGAAAUUUCACUUCAUUUAUCUAAAGCUAUCCACAUGUGUUUUCUGUG